Myxocyprinus asiaticus (Chinese sucker) is the source of this 3539-nucleotide messenger RNA. RefSeq names its product store-operated calcium entry regulator STIMATE-like. Gene Ontology annotation, biological process: activation of store-operated calcium channel activity. Lineage: Eukaryota; Metazoa; Chordata; Actinopteri; Cypriniformes; Catostomidae. Gene Ontology annotation, cellular component: cortical endoplasmic reticulum; membrane. The record is from RefSeq and is a predicted model, not a curated record. The transcript has 8 exons. The coding region runs from base 821 to 1717 and encodes 298 amino acids. Gene Ontology annotation, molecular function: calcium channel regulator activity.
UGGUGACGCAUUUAGAACGUCGCGUAAAUGACAGGAAACGGUUUCCAAGGAAGAGUUCUGCUUUUAAAAUGGAUAAUACAUCGCUUUAUUACAUACGUAUGUGAGGAGACGGGACGCAGACCUUCGUAUUUAAUCUGAUUCCAAGCAAACUCUUCUUUUGAAACAGGCGCUGGCAGGAUUUUCCCUGCUGGUUUGCUAGCAGGACCGUCUGGUCGGAUUCUUGCUAUAAAAGAGCUUUAAAAAUAUCAGCAACAGUCAAAUCGGCAGUCGUUUAUAAUCGUAUCCUUGUGCAUUUCUAAACGCUUUACGACUUCACUACCAGCAGAAGCAGUGAUGUGGAUAUGAAGACUGUCUACUAGCUGUAAUUUAACCAGAACUCUACAUAAUUUUAUUCUACGAGCGAACAAAACUCGGUCUGUUAUUGACCUUACACACACACACACAUAUAUAUAUAUAUAUAUAUAUAUGCACACACACAUCCUAAAGACAACGUGCGUGAGGUAGUAUUAAGUGCAUCAACAACAAACUACCGUUAGACAUCUCAGUCUGUAGCAUGGUUGCUCGAUGCUAAGGAGGAUGUUUAUACAGCACAACUUGCUGACCGAUAUUAGGUAGCUAACAACUGGAUGGCGCUUCCGCUGAGUUUCAAUAUGAUAUAUCUGCAUUACAGGAGGCGCGUGAUCUUUUAGUAGGAGCAGAGAGAGAUAAUUAAUUAUGUGCUUACGAUAGCUGUGUCAUCGUGCUAUCAGUCACCAUCACUGCUUAUCAUUUUGGGGGCUUAUAGUUUUGAAACACCCGUGAUCCACUGAACUGUUGGGCAAUGGCGGGUGUUGGGGUCAGUGUGUUGUCCCGGGGUCAGCUGCCGUCUGUAUCCUCCAACUCUUCACGCACUGAUGUUGAUACCAGGGGCUGCUCCAACGGGGACUUCAUGGACUCCUUUGGCAUCUUCCUGCAGGGCCUGCUGGGAGUGGUGGCCUUCAGCACACUUAUGUUGAAACGCUUCAGGGAGCCCAAACAUGAACGGAGACCCUGGAGAAUCUGGUUUCUGGACACCUCCAAACAGGCCAUAGGGAUGCUGUUCAUUCACUUUGCUAAUGUCUACCUGUCUGACCUCACAGAGGAGGACCCAUGUUCACUAUACCUCAUCAACUUCCUAUUGGAUGCGACGCUGGGUAUGCUGGUAAUCUAUGGUGGCAUAAAAGCUGUUAGUGCCGUGGUUGAAUGGAGACAAUGGGACUCGUUACGAUUUGGAGAGUAUGGUGAGCCAGUGCAGUGCAGUGCCUGGGCGGGUCAGUGUGCUCUCUAUAUCCUCAUCAUGAUGUUUGAGAAGGUCAUGAUCAUGCUGGUCCUCCUCAUCCCACAAUGGAAGAAGCUGGCUACGCUCAACCCCAUUACGAACCCUCAUCUGGAGCUAGCUAUCGUCAUGCUAAUUGUCCCAUUUUUCGUGAACGCUCUGAUGUUCUGGGUAGUAGAUAACUUCCUAAUGAAGAAGGGCAAAACAAAAGCCAAACUGGAGGAGAGAGAGGUGGGAGAUGAUCCUCGCGGCAAUAGCAAAGUGCGCUACAGACGGGCCCUCUCACAUGAUGACUCUGAAUCAGAAAUCCUGUUCUCUGCAGAUGACGAAAUGGAGGAUUCAGAUGGUGACGACGAUGUACGAAGAAUCACAGGGCUCAAGCCUGUUAAGAAAAAGAAACACCGUCUUGGUAUCCAAGUCUGAGUUGCAAUAUAGACUUGAGGCCUCCUUCAUUCCCAUGACCCCCACCUCAUUUACUUGAGCUUUACACCUGAACGUGGAUCAGCAAAUGGUGGGCGUAAUGACUAUAAACUCUAAAGUUGCACGGGAGCAAUUUCACUAUGAAUUCAUAAAAGGACUAGGGUCUAGUCUGUCACAAACGCUUUGCAUUUACACCCAUGCAUACACAUUAGAGGUGCCUCCUCCUAAUUGGAGACAUAGUUGAGGUAUGUUGAAGGUGAUGAGGAUUUCUGAGCAGCCUGUUGGGGAUGAUUGGACCACAGAAUAUUUUCAGUCAGUCUGAUUUUUGCACAUUCACGAUCUGUAAUGUGCUGCUUUUUCAAGCCUAUGCAUGAUCGCCUCGUGGUCCUAUAUCGGAUGUACAACAGUGGGAGAUCUUGGCUACAACAUCUCCCCUAUGUAUUUAUCCAGCCUUUAAACUGAGAAACGAAUUUAAACCUUUCAAUAAGUUUUAUUCCAUGUGUCCAUCUACCUUUACAAAUAACACACUACUCAGAUAAGUACCUUAGACAUAUGUUUGUGACUGCGAUGCUGGCAUAGCCAAACUGGUCAAGGUUAAAGCACAUUUGCAAGUGUAACUGUAGAGUUGAGUUGUUUUCGGAAUUGCGCUGAUAAAUGUUAAGAUAUAGGAUUUGCCAGCAGCAUUACAAGCCCCUGAUGUUAUAAUACAGCUGGGUACGGUCUGUUUGCAUUGUCUCGGUUUAACCUUUAGGCAACAGACAGAGACGAGUCAAUGAGAAGGGUACAUAAAUCCAAGGUACAUAAAUGGAUGAAUCUGUGAUUGCAUGCUUGUCAGAUUGUUUUUUUAUAAAGUGUAUCUGCCUUGAAAGUUCAGUGUCACCGUUUUUCUGGCACAAGUGUGAUUUUUUUUUUUUUUACUGUUGUGAAUGUAUUUGUUGUUUUGUUGUAUUUGUGUGCAAGUCUUUUGUUUCCCCUCACCUUUUUGCUACUCAUUCAAGGGUAGAUAUUUGGUGUAGGAUGCUUAGUAACCUCUUGCACAGUUCUGUGUUUCAUUGUGGUCUUUGUGUUAUUUUGUAUGCAGUAUUACCUUCGGGUUUUGUACGUUUUGAAGUACAACAACUUGUCUGUCUAACACUAAUCUAAAGGGUAUUUGUUCCAAAUUCUUUCUCCCAACACACUUUUUUUUUUUUUCUCUGUUUAGGACUUGGUUUUAUUCCAAAACUAAAGCACAGACACUUUCAGAGUGAUGCCUUUAUACCAUGCACUCUGCAGAAUCGAGAGUGCAUAUCUCAGAUUAUUGUUUAUAUUGCUUAUUCUGAAGAAUGAGAAAUGAGGAAGACGCCUGAAGGUUUUCAUUCUUGGUUUAGGAUGUUUUAUAGAGAACUUUUCUGUACACUUUUGGCCUUGAGUGGCAGUGAGAGAACUGUGAGUAAAACCAACCGUAUUUUAAUGCUCCAGCACGUUAACUGACAUUAACAGACCAAGACUGUGUGAAUGACCAUACUAUGUUUGCAUACAGUACAUGUUUGUAUGUGUGUGUUUUUACAGGGAUACGUUACAUACAUUUGAAACCAGGCUUUCUGGGUCAGGCCUGCUGGAUGAACAUAGGUACUUAUAAUUAGGAUUUUGUCUUGAUGGAAAUGUUACUGCCUUUCUCUCUCCAGGUUGACUCUGCAAUUUAUGUUAGAUUUGGUGGUGAGAAAGAACCAAAUAUGAAAUGGAGAGGGGUUUUAAGUACUAAACUAUAUUAGAUUAUUAAAAUUACUGACAAAUUGUGAUCUUGCAUUACUAUGUAUGCAUUUUUCAAUAAACAAAGUAAAAAAUA